Messenger RNA from Spizellomyces punctatus DAOM BR117, 942 nucleotides. RefSeq lists its product as uncharacterized. The transcript has a single exon. The record is from RefSeq and is a predicted model, not a curated record. NCBI's taxonomy places the organism in Eukaryota, Fungi, Chytridiomycota, Chytridiomycetes, Spizellomycetales, Spizellomycetaceae. Bases 204 to 689 code for a protein of 161 amino acids.
GGUCCAAGACAGACGACGGCCAUAGACCUUUCGUUGUCACGCUCAAUCCGCAAAACACUCAAAGCAACGCUGCUAAACCAUAGUGUGCCGUGACUAUUUUCUGUGUGCCGCGCUUUCUCACUUUGGAAUUGAAAUUUCCGCUCUGCGACUACCUUCCCUCGUCCUUUCCCCGCACCCCCCCUUGCCACCUCAUAUUCACGAACAUGGCAAAAGCAACAAGAAAGAGCAAAAGUACAUCAGCCAGCAAAUCUCCGGUCAAAGUCCCUGAUACUCGCUCGCUGCGGAAAGAAGCCCGACUCCAUGCCCAAGACUGCCGCUCGAAGCGCAAACCUGCCAUUCCCAUGCGCGCGGUUUCGCGGGAUGCUGCAGAUACCGAACCUGGGCUCGUCCUACGAAUAGAUUGGUUUGGAGAAGUACAAGUUCGCGCUGUUGGUAAUAUCCUCGUUCCGCCAUCCCGCCGUGAGUCGGAUUCGGACUCGGGCACAUCUGUGCAGUCCACUGGAAGCUCAACUGGUGGCGAGCCUAGCGCCGCAAGUCUUAAGCGAAGGAAUAGAAGCUUGAAGACAAGUACAGAACCAGCUCCGGAGCCGCGGGAGUUGCGAACUCGGGAAGGAAAAGGAGCCCGGUGUCCCACACGGGCGGCAACCUCGCAAGGCUCACUGAACAGUAGGGACUUGAAGAAGCAUUAAGAUCAUGCCUGCCACUUUGAUAUUUUUGAUUACUAUCUCCUUUCGAUUCGUAUGGGAAGACUGCUUGAUUUCACUCGUCUGUUUCCACAUUCUAAUUGUACAUUGUAUUAUGGUUGGGAGGACCGAAGGCAAUGGCUGUUGCGAUCGGUCCUCUCAGGUUUUUUGUUAGUGUUCCGUAGUGUAAUAUCCUUGUUAUUGUAAUAGAUGAACGCACUUUGACAUAUCUCACCGAAGUAGACACCUUUUUCUCCGA